AUGCAAUACACUAUCAUCACCUCUCUCCUGGCUGCGCCAUUGUUUGCGCUUGCUCAGUUUCCACCGCCAGUCGAGUAUUCAAACAUCCUCAAGUCGCCUAUCAACGAGAAUAUCACAGUUGCGUACAAGACUCCACCUGCUGGCACGUGCACCACAGCUUUCAGCACCCAGAAACAGUUCACUGGCUACAUCGUCAUUCAGAUGGCAGACGGCAGCUAUGGCACUCAGGCACGUAUGUGGGGCUGGGACAGGAGCUCAAAUGUCCUUUUCAUAGACCAGCCGACCCAGGUUGGACUUUCCUACGACUCCCUUACGAACCUGACCUACGAUCUUUUCGAAGAUCAAUAUCUGCCGUACGACUUUCAGAACGACACUUCUGGCAAUACCAGGCCCGCUUAUGCACUUAUGAACGGAACCUUCAGCUCUGGCGAUCCUGAAUUCACCACCAACACGACCGAUAUCUCAGCUAGAGCUGCGUGGCAUUUCCUCCAAAGUUUCUUGGCCGCGUUCCCACAGUACAACCCAGGUGUCCGCCCGAACAGCUCCCAUGUCUCGACUACUGGUGUCAAUCUCUUUGCUGAGAGUUAUGGCGGCACAUACGGUCCAACCUUUGCCAAUUACUUCGAGGAACAGAACGCAAAACGCGAAAACGGCACCUUGCCCAAGAACUCCACCUUGGAAAUCAAGCUCACGUCCUUGGGAAUUGUCAAUGGCCUCAUCGACUCAUUGAUUCAGGACUACUACUACGCUACCUUCGCCUACAACAAUACAUUCGGCAUCCAGACAAUCUCACAAACAGACGAACUCAACUUGAUCGAGCAGUAUAACAAUCAGUGCAGCAGACAGACCAAUCUAUGUCGCGCAAUCGCCAACGGGACCGAUCCAGAGGGUGAAGGCGACAGUGCGCGGGCCAACGUCGCAUGCCAAGCUGCCACCUACUACUGCAAUAGUCUGAUGAACCCUUUUCAGAAGAGCAAUCUCAGCGUUUACGACAUCCGUGUCAAAAAUCCCUCGCCGGAUCCAUCUAACGCCUACUUGGAGUACCUCAACACGGCAUCGGUGCAGGAAGCCAUCGGCGCUCGCGUCAACUACACAACCAGCAGCAGUGCUGUGAUGAAUGCCUUUGUCAUGACAGGAGACUCGAUUCGAGGUGGUCAGAUUCAAGAGAUUGCCAACCUCCUCCGCGCUGGAGUGCGUGUAUCUCUGAUGUAUGGUGACGCUGAUUAUAUUGCUGCCUCGUUCGCUGUCGCAGCUGCUCUAUCGGACUUUCCUUCGAACGGAUCGACACCCUCGUACCUUGCUGGCUGGAACAGUGCGGGUUACGCGGAUAUCGUUGUCAACACGAGUUACGUUGGAGGUGCUGUACGUCAGUUUGGUAACUUCUCGUUCAGCCGAAUCUACGAUGCAGGACACAUGGUGCCAUUCUACCAACCGGAGACGGCCUUCACAAUUUUUACACGCAUCAUCGAUGGUACCGAGUUGAGCACAGGAGAACCGAUUGACCUUUCCGACUUCAAGUCAUCCGGCCCAAUGAACUCGACCCACAUGAACUCGCCGCUUGCUAAGCAGCCUGCACCGACCUGCUGGAUCCGCGCAAUGCAGGACACUUGCUCCGCUGAGCAAAUCGAAGACAUGCAAGAGGGCAAGGGUAUUGUGGCUGGAGGGAUAUGGUACUCGAAUUCGAAGCAGUACAGCGCUCCUAGCAGUACCGUGACUGCAGGCAAGCCUGGUACACCAGUGACUUCAUCUUCGACGAGCUCGAGGUCCACCAGUGGUAGCACCACAUCAACCGUUGCACUGACUGGAGUGUUCACAGCGACUGCAACUCCCAGUCCCACUCAAGGAGCAGCUUCAGGAGCACAUGAUGCUAUGCACGAGUGGAUUCAGAAUGCUACCCAACAUGCAAACCAUAUCUUCAAUGCGGUGCACAGUUCUCUGCGCCAGUUUGGAUCGAGUCUGAACCAUAAUGGUAUGAGUUUGUUUAUCGCUACGGUGCCAGAGGGCACGGAGUUUUAUCAUGGAACUGAGAAGAGCGAGCGUGUGGAGGGAAUGCAGUGGCUUGCUUUUGAGCCUGAGCAUGCUUUGAUUUUUGCGAGAGGGAGGAGGGGACCGCCGCCUGGUGAUGGUCAUGGACCUCCUGCCGAUGGUCGUGGACCUCCUGCCGAUGAAGAGGGAGAUGAGACGGCUGAAGGAACCUCAUCCCAAUCAGAACUGGAGAGCGAAGACAAAGAGAAGCACCAUAUUCCUGAGGGCCGACCGAGACAUCGCGGAGGCAAAGAUGGCAAGAGUCGGAUCGGUAAACCCCAUGGCGACAAUGGAUGUCAUGGCCCUUCUCGUAACGACUCUCGUCCGGAUGGUCCGCAUCAUGGUCCGCCACCACCACCACCUCAUCGUGGCCCUCCUGGACACCACCACGAUGAUACGCCGAGACGCUGCCCUCCUGGAGAAGGCCAUCUUCCAUCAUCAUGGACCACCCCCGAUUGGUUCAAGCACCACGAUGAGAACCACGAUGAGAACCACGAUGAGGACCACGAUGAUCGCGACCAUCCCGAGCACCACGGAUCACCACCUCAUGAGGGGUUCGACGGACUGAGUGGCCCACACCACGAUCAUCCUGAUCACCAUGACUUCCCCAUACUACCAAUCGGUUACUGGGUUCAUCGCCUCGGAGACCUGAUGCGCAAUCCAAAGCGGCGCCAUGUACCUCCUCCAAAGGAUAUAUCUUCCAAGCCCAUGCAGUCUGAGAUGAUCGAAACACGAGCAGAGCAAGAACCGCUGGCUCCAGGCAACCCUGGAGACAACAACUCAGGGUACUUGCACACUUACCGUACGAAACACAAUCUGCGACUACUCUACGUGGAUGGUCAAUCCGCUGCAAAGUCCAAGAAGGGCACUCUUGACACUCAGGAUGUACUGCUUCUGGAGAACAGCAUCGAUAACGACUCUGGCAUGUUUGGCGAGAGAGAGCGCGCCGAACAGCUCUGCAAGCUGGUUCACGAGCAAUGGGAUGAUAGUAUCGACGGCAUCCUUCGCAUGGAAGGUGGCUUCGAGAUUAUCUUGUGCGACUUUGCUGCUCAUCUCGAUGUUGUCAGUAUUGCUAAGACGAACCCCAAAGCUGGUGGCGGCUUUGGCGGUGGUGCCGACAAUGGAGAUGGCUUCAACUACUAUCGCGCUGUUGCUGCUCGCUAUCAUGGUGUUGGUGGUGGUCGUGCUGUGCUGGACUAUGAAGGGUUUGUCUCUGCCUUUGCGUAUCCGGAAGCCGUCACAUUCGACAGUACUGGUCGUCCUCGUCUCAACAACGAAUCUUCUGCUAUGGACAGCGUGCGUCAAGCAGUGGAUAAGAUGAUCUUGCAAGAGGAAGAACGUACUGACUCUGUCAACUGGCAAGCCAUUACCGAUAUGGUAGUCGCACGCUAUGCCGACCGUAUCGAAUACCUUGCUUCGGGCUCUCUGACAACUUUGUCAACGUUAAAAGCAGAGAUUGAACGUGCGCUUCGUCCGUUCAUCGACUACAGUGCCCGCAACAGCAGCUCAGAGAUUGAACGAUGUGCUUCCCAGUUCAUCCCUGGUCAUGUUUCCUCUACAUCUACGAUUGUAGCAGCUCAGGCAAUACGUCAAGUCACACGCACCCUCUGCUCAAGCUUGAUGAUUGCAUCCGAGCAAACAGACUACACUACUGCAUUCGAUCAAAUCAAACAGCUGAAAGAGUACCUGGCCUGGACCACAUGGAAGCAAUGCCGUGGCUGUGCUGCAGAUGAGAUAUGUUUCUUGCCCAUCUGGCCUGUCGGUACAGCAGAGGACUUUGAGCAGCCGAAGUGCAGGUCUGAUGUUAGUCUUGCACCUGGAAAUGGUGGUGGAGACCGCUAUUGGAACGAUCUUGGUGGACCUGGAGGCAAGGGUCCUGGGCCACAGAAGCGUAGGAAAAAGAAUAUUUGA
Molecule: messenger RNA, 3936 nt
Organism: Aureobasidium uvarum
Lineage: Eukaryota; Fungi; Ascomycota; Dothideomycetes; Dothideales; Saccotheciaceae
Source: the annotation of a GenBank genome assembly